UCUCUGCUUUUCCUUGCCUGUGGCAACCGACAGCACCUCCCAGCCUCGCAGGCCGGCUGCCUGCCUGCUCACCCAGCCAGUCACUGGUCGGUCUGGGCGCUGCAGCAGGCUCGGCUCGGUCCCAGCACUGGUCUGGGAGCAAAGUGUCUUCACCCAGAGAGUCUUUCUGACCUCCCUUCCUGCUUGAUCUCUCUGUGCGCUUUUGUGUUUCUUUCUUUCUCUUUUAUUUUUCCCCCUCUUUCUUUUGUUUUAUUUUUUUUUUUAGUUUUUAUUUUUAUUUUUUGGCAUACUUAUAUUCCUAAUCCUGGAUGAAGUUGCUGGAUUCUGCAGCACAAGUCUUCAUGAACGAGCAGCACCGCUCAGCGAUUCCACGCCACUCAAAGGUCACAGAGCAGCCACUAUGGUUAAAUGUCUUGUUUAAUGGUUGAGAGGUGUGGCGAAAUCUUGUUUGAGAGCCCUGACCAGAAUGCCAAAUGUGUUUGCAUGCUAGGAGAUGUACGACUAAGGGGUCAGACUGGGGUUCCUGCCGAACGCCGUGGCUCCUACCCAUUCAUUGACUUCCGCCUGCUUAACAAUACAACACACUCAGGGGAAAUUGGCACUAAGAAAAAGGUGAAAAGACUGUUAAGUUUCCAAAGAUACUUCCAUGCGUCGAGGCUGCUUCGUGGGAUUAUACCACAAGCCCCCCUCCACCUGCUGGAUGAAGACUACCUUGGACAAGCACGGCACAUGCUCUCCAAAGUGGGAAUGUGGGAUUUUGACAUUUUCCUGUUUGAUCGUUUGACAAAUGGAAACAGCCUGGUAACACUGCUGUGUCACCUCUUCAACACCCAUGGACUCAUUCACCAUUUCAAGCUGGAUAUGGUGACCUUGCAUAGAUUUUUAGUCAUGGUUCAAGAAGACUACCAUGGUCAAAAUCCAUAUCACAACGCUGUUCAUGCAGCUGAUGUCACUCAAGCCAUGCACUGCUACCUGAGGGAGCCAAAGCUGGCCAGCUUCCUUACUCCUCUGGACAUCAUGCUCGGACUACUGGCUGCAGCAACUCAUGAUGUUGACCACCCAGGGGUAAACCAGCCAUUUUUGAUCAAAACUAACCAUCACCUUGCCAACCUGUAUCAGAAUAUGUCUGUGCUGGAGAAUCAUCACUGGCGAUCUACUAUCGGCAUGCUUCGAGAAUCAAGGCUUCUGGCUCACCUGCCAAAGGAAAUGACACAGAAUAUUGAACAGCAGCUGGGCUCCCUGAUUUUGGCCACAGACAUCAACAGGCAGAAUGAAUUUCUGACCCGAUUGCAAGCUCACCUCCACAAUAAAGACUUGAGACUGGAAGAUGCACACGACAGACACUUUAUGCUUCAGAUCGCAUUGAAGUGUGCAGACAUUUGCAAUCCUUGUCGAAUCUGGGAGAUGAGCAAACAGUGGAGUGAAAGAGUCUGCGAAGAGUUCUACCGGCAAGGUGACCUUGAACAGAAAUUUGAACUGGAAAUCAGUCCUCUUUGUAAUCAACAGAAAGACUCCAUCCCUAGUAUACAAAUUGGGUUCAUGACCUACAUCGUGGAGCCGCUCUUCCGGGAAUGGGCCCGCUUCACCGGACACAGCGCCCUGUCGGAGAACAUGCUGGGCCACCUGGCCUACAACAAGGCCCAGUGGCACAGCCUGCAGUCCAAGCAGCACAGACGCCGGGGCAGCGCCGGCGGCCCGGACCACGCGAGCCCGGGGACUGAGAAGGCCGAGAAGGCCGAGCAGACGGCAGCAGCUGAAGGCCACACUCCGUAGGGCGGCGCCCCGCAGAACGAUAGGAGCGGCCGGCCUGGAGCAAGGCCUCCUCCCCGAGGCCGGGCCGGCCCCACGGGGCGCCUCCCGCCAACCAGCGCAGCAGUCCUGGGGUUUGUCCCUGGGCUCUUUCGCAGGCCUCCCACCUGCCACUUCCCUGCCCCGUGUUCUUCUCCAAGUGUACAGAAGCCAUGUGUCACCCCAGCAUUCGCUGCCGGAAUUGAGCGACUCCAUUUGGUCAUGUGGGAACCCAAACCUGCCCCCCCCCCCGGGGGUAGGCUGACCACCCCA
Dipodomys spectabilis (banner-tailed kangaroo rat) is the source of this 2061-nucleotide messenger RNA. It is a transcript of the gene Pde7b, whose product is annotated as phosphodiesterase 7B. The transcript has 13 exons. Gene Ontology annotation, molecular function: 3',5'-cyclic-AMP phosphodiesterase activity. Bases 409 to 1773 code for a protein of 454 amino acids. The record is from RefSeq and is a predicted model, not a curated record. NCBI's taxonomy places the organism in Eukaryota, Metazoa, Chordata, Mammalia, Rodentia, Heteromyidae.